Molecule: messenger RNA, 6236 nt
Organism: Empidonax traillii (willow flycatcher)
Lineage: Eukaryota; Metazoa; Chordata; Aves; Passeriformes; Tyrannidae
Product: spastin-like
Exons: 9
Cellular component (GO): microtubule cytoskeleton
Molecular function (GO): ATP binding; ATP hydrolysis activity
Source: RefSeq, a predicted model, not a curated record
UUAUUUACAGGUCUAAGAGCUCCUGCCCGUGGUUUAUUGCUGUUCGGCCCACCAGGAAACGGGAAGACAAUGUUGGCCAAAGCAGUUGCUGCAGAGUCAAAUGCUACUUUCUUUAAUAUAAGUGCAGCGAGCCUAACUUCAAAAUACGUUGGCGAAGGGGAGAAGCUGGUGCGUGCUCUAUUUGCUGUAGCCAGAGAACUUCAGCCUUCUAUAAUUUUUAUUGAUGAAGUUGAUAGCCUUCUAUGUGAAAGACGAGAAGGUGAACACGAUGCUAGCAGGCGUUUAAAAACAGAAUUUUUAAUAGCAUUUGAUGGUUUUUUUUCCAGACGAUUUACCAAACGGGUAUAUGUGUCUUUACCAAAUGAAGAAACAAGAUUGAUUUUACUAAAAAAUCUUCUAAGUAAGCAAGGAAGUCCACUGACCCAAAAAGAGUUGGCUCAACUAGCUAGAAUGACAGAUGGGUACUCUGGAAGUGACCUAACUGCAUUAGCAAAGGAUGCAGCCCUGGGCCCCAUUCGAGAAUUAAAACCAGAACAGGUGAAGAACAUGUCUGCCAGUGAGAUGAGAAAUAUCAAACUGUCAGAUUUCACUGAGUCUUUGAAGAAGAUAAAGCGCAGUUUGAGCCCUCAGACCCUGGAAGCGUAUAUUCGCUGGAACAAGGACUUUGGAGAUACCACAGUGUGAAACACUACUUGAAAUGAAACAAAGUGCUGCCUGGGGAGCAGUUGGUGCAGACUACUGGAAAGCAACCAGAGUUUACAGGACUUUACAGAUAUUUAAGUAUCUGCAUUGAAACUUGAGAUUAAGAAAAAAUUAUACGAUGUGAAAUGUGUUCAUCGAAGCCUCCUUGCCAUUUAGUGAGGAUUUACACACUGUAAGUAAGAGCACAAUAGGACUCGAGAUAAGAUUCCUAGCAAUCUGAUUAUGGUUUGAACAAUAAUAUAUGUAUAUGGUUUCAGCUGCAAGGCUCUGAUGAUGUUGAUCAUCAGACCUUUUCCCUAUGUUGUGUGUGUGGUUUUUUGUUUUUAAUUUUACCAUGACCUUGGUGAACAAUUAACAUGGAACAAUGAUGUUCAAUUGGAGGUUUGUAAACUUUGGUUCAGUUUUUGACUUUUUUUAUCCUUAAUGUGCCAAAUAAAACAAUUUCCCUGUGCAGAGAGAAAGAACAGCAUUGGGGAAUUAUGAUUAUUAAAAUGUAAAAAGCAGCUGGUCUGUUAUUAUUUGUCUUUUUGUUUCAUUGUAAUGUGACUGUAUUGUUCACAGAACAGUUUUAAAGAAGACCUUUGAUAGCAGAGCAGCAAAACCACCCAACCCUUUAAAACCAAUUCAAACUGUCUUUAAAGAAAAAAAACUAAAUAAAAGAAUAGACUAAGAUAUUAAUUUACUGGCAGUAUUUUCUCUUGAUGCAUUUUGUAAUGCUUCCCUUGAUAGAAUGUUAGCUUUUGCUUAUGGUGUACAACUUUGAGCCCAGCUGAUGUUUGAGAGAGUUAAGUGAUGCUAAUUGUCAAAUUUCAGAAAUAAUGUGUUUCUACUCUGUAUUUUGGUCUGUUUAUGAUAAUUGAAAGUAAAAUUUCCAUUGUGAUAAUUUUUUUAAUCUUCACAUGUAAGCAUUAAAAUACGAGGCUACGUGUUUAAUACAUGGCACUCAUUAAUGUUUUUAUAGCUUUCAUAUGUUUAGGUUUAUAUAUUAAAGUAUGAAACACUCAACUGAUCUGCUUUUUUAAAAAGAAACUGCAUCUUUGUACAAAUACUUGUUUUUAUUAUAUAAAUGACAAGCUAUUAAAAAAACAAACUCUUUAAGUGAUAGCAUUUAAAUACUGUAAUAAAGGAAAGCAUCUUUGCCUUUAUUUCUGAAGGCCCAACAUCUUGUUUACAAAUUCUGCAUGGAUUAAACACAGAUAUUUGCAAGGCAGAACACUAGUUCCUUGUUAAAGCAGGUUUGUGGGUUGCUUUUUGGUUGGUUGGUUUUGGUUUUUUUUUACAACUCUCCCAACUUAGUGAUGUUAAAAAAUGCAUAUUGUUUACUGUUGUUUUAAUUAAAAUGAGUUAUAAGUGUUCUUUGCUUUUGGUCUUAACAAAAUUUGUUUUUAAUUUUUCAUUUAACUUAUUUUUUGGAACUGUUCACCUAAAAGUUGACUAUAAAUAAUAUAUUAUAUGUAUAUAUGAAAAAACCCCCUAGCUGAUAGAUGCAGUAUUAGUAGAGGAGUCUGUGCUCACUGUGUAGUAUUGAGUACUAAGUAAGCAGAAACCGUCAAACUUCUGAGAUGCACAGAUGCAAUAUGUUUGGGAUUCUGGUUUUGGGGUUUUUUUUAACCAGAGAUGCUUUUAACUGAUCUUAAGGUUAAAGGCAAUCAUAUAAGCGAAGAUUGUGUUACACUAGUAGGCCUUUUGAAAUAGUCUAACCAAACCACUUCUAGCCUUCUAAGAACAGGACUCUCUCAAAUGUAUGUCUGAUAUGAAUGAAACACGUGACUUCUGUUCCCCUGAUUCACUUUUCUGGAGAAUUGAGAAAUGCUAAAAGAUUUCAGAUUCUUAAAUCUCAUGUCUUGCUUUGCCUUAGUUCUGCCUUCAGUAGGCUAUCUUUGUUCUUGGAGAUUCCUGGCUGACUGAAUCCAUAUAGAGCUAAGCAUAACUCUUAUGUUGUAUUAGCAUCUGCCAAAUAGCUACAGCUAAGAAAGACCCUUGGUGGUUCUGUUCCUAAAGCUUUUGUAACCUUUCCUUGAGAUCCUUUGCAAGUGAGAACUUUGAGGGUAACUUUGGUUUUGAGUGUUCCUAAACGAUUGUUACAAACCUCUUGUUUUCAUCUUCUUAAUUUUGAGGGAUAUACUGGUUAUUUAUUUCAAAUACAUACUUACUGGCAUGGGAUGGGUACCUGAAAUGUUGAGGUAGAAGAUCUCAUCUGCUGAAGUAGCACCAGUACACAGCACCAAGGGUCAGAAUCACAAGCUGCUACUUCAGAAAGAAAAGGGACCAGCCCUUUCACUGCUUUGUGCAACCAGUACAGGACAAGAGAAUCUGUGCACUACUUUGUUUGUCUAUUAUGACCUGAUUGUUUUCUGCUCAAUGGGUAAAGUACAGCUCUAUAAAUUAGUGAUGGAAAACAGUAAAAAGAACAAAAGUUCUGCAACAUCAGUUUGCUCCACAGCUGCUGGAUUCUUAGCCCAUAACCAAGUGCUGUUUAGUUCAUAAAUCUCAUUUAAAUGCCUUGUCUUAUGCUAUUUCCUGAAUAGUGUCUUUUAAGAAUAAUUCUGUUCCUCUUAAGGCGUUAUCUUGCGUCUUCUUUCUCAUUUUACAUGUCCCAUCUCAGUGAUUUUGUCUUUGCAUUGGAUUAACUGUAUAUAAGAGCAGAUCUGAGUAAAACAACCAACAAAAAAACCCCACCUAAUACCUCUUCCCCUCAAAAAACCCCCACAAGCUUCAGAUUACCUGUAUUUCCCAAGUCUGUAGUACAUAUAUAGAACUUUGCAACUAUAUUUUUCAUAAAAUCAAGUUAUGUCCUAAUACAGUAUCUUGAAUUUGGAUACACAGGACAGCAGCUUGAGUGCUUUUAACCUUUGCAAAGACUGCUAUUACACUGGCUCUCUAAACUGUCUCUUCCUUUUUUUCUUUUCUGUUUUUUUCUUGGGUCAAUCUGCCCACUGCUAAUGAGUGAGUGACUUGACCCACUUUUUUGAGAUGAUGAGGAAGCAGCUUGUCUGCCUUUCUGCAACUGCGUUUUACUGACCCUGAGUGUAGCAGUUACUGGAGGGAGAAAAAAAAAAACAAACAACAACCAAUCCAAGCCCCCUGUGUUUUUUAGCAACUUUAUAUAUCUUUCUGCUUCUAUUAAACAGGUUCCUGCUUUAAUUAAGGAAGAGCAGCACCUUUUGUCUUUCUACAUCUUGGAAGAACAAUAUCUCCUCAGACUGCAGGUUGUUACUUGUAUUGGCAUAACAGGAGGGAAAAACUCAAGCACUGUAGAAUGCUCUUUCUCCUUAAAAUGAGAAUUUGUUGUGUGUUACGAUGUCCCUUUUACUAAUGUUGACUUUUCUGUAGACUACACCAAACCUAGGGAGGUUCUUUCCUUGUGGUUAAGACAAAACCAACACAGAAUGUUAAAUUAGGGUAUUUAUGCACAAAUAAGUCUCUCCGUCCUGUUAGUUUCUUAGACUUUACAGGGUUUAGUGUAUUAGAAAUAGGCAUUCUGUCCCUGAGACAUUUUACUGACUCUACUUUGGACAGUAAGUUGCUAAUGCGGUUCUGUUGAAUACUGCCCUGCAACUUACUUUAAGUACAUAAUAAAUGUGAUAGUAAUACUUUAAAAUGGAGAAGAAUGGGAUCUCUAAACUGGGAAGUAGUGUUGUCACUGCACUAAUUAGAGACCAUUCCUGGUUUCGCUGUUAGAUUCUCUCAAAUGCUUUUAAAAUGACAGUUUUUAUACGUAUAACUCAACCUUACCUUCUGGUGUAGAAUAAAUAGUAUUUUUUCAGUCUUAAACAAAUGAGUUUAGAAUAAAUUGCUUGGUGUUGCCGUCAAGUCCAUCUUGUGAAAUUUAAGUACUUUUUACUGGGAAAAUUGAAUUCAGAUAUGCUGGCAAAUUUAACUGAGACAUCUGUUCUGCAACUGGAAAGCAGCAUUCUCCUUAGGGUUUCCUCAAUCACCUAUGGUGAGACUUCACGCCCUAGAUUUUUCACAGUGCUUUCCUACGCCAAGACACGGAUAAUGCAUAGCUGUGCCUAAGACCUGCAUCUCCAUCUACUCCAGCGCUUUGGUGAUGCUUCUGCAUGUGGCAGCUUUGGGAGGUGUCCAGCACUGCUGCAUCUUGAACAGAUUUUUUCAUCCAUUGUCUGUGGCAGCCUCAAGCUUUUGUGAUGUUUUUUUUUAGUUGUUGGGGACUUCUACCAGAUAUCAAAAAUGGAAUGAAUAGUAGCAAGCAGGUAGUGAAUGCAAGUAGUUAUCUCAGUCAUUGUGCUAAUUACAGGCAGUACAUUAUUAGUUUCUCUCGAGCUGCUGUUUAGCGUUGAAGAAUGUUGUCUUACUGACUUAUGUGUAUUUUCAUGUUUAGGAUGAUCUGCAGACAUCCUAAGAGAUGAACAAUUGAGUUAUUUUCUUCUAGAAUCUCUUUCCUUUUAUUAUAAUUUUCAAUAUUUUUUCUUUUAAAUGUUGUAACAAUAGUUCCUCAGGAUGAGGAAGUUAAGCUGUCACUUCCUGAAAAUACAAAUUCAUCUUGUAAAAUAUGGGGAAAUUUGUAUUUUGUUUUUCCUUUGUUAACUGUCUUAGAGUGGAAACUUCUUACCUUAUCAAUAACUACCUCCUGAGUUUGGCAAUAAUUGGCAAGAUAUACACUCCUCCAGUGGAUUCAAAAUAUUGGCUAAACACUUCUUCAGAGUCUGAUCUUUUGAUUUGCAAAUGUUUGACAUUAUUUCUGGAAACUAUGGUGAUCAACCUUGUUUUGCUGCAAGACUUUCCUUGCCUUCAUGAGAUGCACUUCUUAAAAGCCUUUCUUCAGAGCAGCUUUGAGGAUACAAGGUCAGUGUUCUUUAUAGUUGGUUAAUACAGGCAUGUUCUCAGAGACACCAGGAGUGUAGCCUCUCGGGUCGGGCAGGGUUGUUUUUUUUUUUACGAUUAGAAGCGGGGAAGAAAGUACUUUAUCCAACAGUCGCACACACCUGUCAAAGGGACUGGAAACACAGAAACUGUUUGUACCACAUGAUUGAAAUUUUUACUCAUGUGAAGGGCUAGUCAGUAUUUUUCAGAAAUAUGUAUUAAAGUGACAAAAACCAAAGGUGGAGACAAAACAGCAUACCCCACCCGUACUAAGUAUAUUGGACGACUCCAGUCUGGGAUGGGGUUAAUAUUUGUAUUUUUUUGUUUUGAAGCACUUUUAUUUCAUUGUUCUUUUAAGAAUGUUUUCUGAAAUGUUAAACACCAUUUUACUAAUAAGCAGUGUAAAAAAGCAUGAUGAGCAGUCACAUAGCUUUAGCUCCACAAUAAAAUGUUGCAUUUGUCCUGUUCUUCCUGUUUUCUUGUCUGUUUUUCAGAUAAAAUGUCCAAAACUAAGAGCCUUUUCAUUAAACCUGAAGCCCAUUACAUUGCUGCUGGUUUAAAACAAAAUAAUUUAAAAAAUCAGCUGUUGUAUACCAGAUGAUGGAACAAUAAAUGUGUAAAUAAAUCAGUUUCUAAAGGACAUAACUCAAGUUCUUAAAACUAAUGUAAACAGAAGUGCUACUUCCUAAAUAAAUGUGCUGAACUUGAAA